AGCAUUUUACUUAAGCACCUAUUUAUUAAAUUAUCUAUGUAAAAGAGCACUUGUCCGAUAAUAAAAUAGUUAUAGAUGGUAGGUACCGCUGUAUGGCGAUAAAAUGGAAAAACUCCGAGAAACACCGUGAAACAUUAAAGCUUUUUUCACCGAAUGAUUCAUGGAAAACGGAUGGCACUAUCAUUGCUAGGAUAAUCCUAGUGGACGACAAUCAGGACAUUAUCGUCUUCACCUUAGACGACCAAUGCACUAAUCUUUACCAAGGACUCGUGGAAACCCUUCUUCUGAAUUAUAACAACAUAAGAACCUAUUUUUACGGCGUUCACGAAAAGCACGUUCCUUCCAUAACAACAUUUCUGCAUCAGAAAAAUCUUGCUAUAGAUUUCAAUGUCCCGACUUAUUUUUAUUGCAUUUCUCCAGAACAAGCAAGCAAAUUUACAUUAGAGUGUCCCCCUGACGUCUACUUAAAAAAAUUGGAACCUUGUGCAGGCCAACAGGUGGAUGCCGCAUGGCCACAUAGAUUUCCAGGUUCGGAUAAAUAUUUAACGAGUUUUAUUGAAGCGAACGGAGGAUAUGGACUUUUCCUGAAAUCAACCCAUGAGAUGGUAGCGUGGGUUUUGAAGCAUGUAUGGGACCAUUUGGCUAAGCUUCAGACCGAAGAAGCACACAAACGGAAAGGAUAUGCUAGUUUAGUGACUAAAGCCUUAUCUAAGGAGAUAUCAAACGAGGGGCAUUGGCCCCUUGGGACCAUUCUGUUAGAGAACAAAAAAUCAAUCAGCAUGUUUGAAAAAUUGGGAUUUAGCAGUAUUGGUAUUUGUAAUUUCCUUGUCGUUGAUACACGUGCUAAUAAAUAAUGUUUGUGAAAAAUCCCACGAAAGUAAAUCGAUAAUAAAUCAGUCGGAAUUUGCUUAUUACUCA
Molecule: messenger RNA, 918 nt
Organism: Tribolium madens (black flour beetle)
Lineage: Eukaryota; Metazoa; Arthropoda; Insecta; Coleoptera; Tenebrionidae
Exons: 3
Coding region: 93-854 (253 amino acids)
Molecular function (GO): acyltransferase activity, transferring groups other than amino-acyl groups
Source: RefSeq, a predicted model, not a curated record